This is a messenger RNA of Cinara cedri, 14830 nucleotides long. Lineage: Eukaryota; Metazoa; Arthropoda; Insecta; Hemiptera; Aphididae. The record is from the annotation of a GenBank genome assembly.
GAGCCGUCAUUCUUACGGGGCCAGCAAAAGGAGAAAUUGCAUUUAUUCCAAGAAUUCCCGUGAUUCCGUCGGACUUGCCGUUUCCGUUCAAACGGCUUUAAUUCUCUGUUAAAGUUUCUUUGGCAAUCACGAUAAACAAAGCUCAAGGUCAAACAUACAGGUACGUUGGCGUAGGUCUUCGAACACAGUGUUUUUCACAUGGACAAUUAUACGUGGGAUUUUCUCGAACUGGGGACCCGAAGCAUCUUAUGAUUUUAAUUUCAACAGGAGAUAAAACAAAAAACGCCAUAUACUCAGAAGUUUUAUAAAAUUCUUUAUCAACCGUAAAUUACUCAGCAUUUCUUUUGUAUCUGCAUUCAUUUUUAGUAAAAAUAUAUUUGUCAUUAAUCCCGCUUGAAACAUUUCAAUACGUUUUCAUUUACCGUUUUUUUUUUUUUUAUAUUAAUUUGCCGAUAUUAUUAAACGAUAGAAUUUGAUUAAAAAGUUCUAUAUAUCAUUAUCCAAAGGCAAAUUAAACAACCAAUCACGGGUGAAGCCGUGACGGGUCGGCUAGUAUAUUUAUAUGAUUCUAUGGAAUAUGUAUGUAUUAUCUUUAAUUAUACCUUAUCGUAUUGACAUAUUCCGUGGUUAUACGUAAUCGUAUUGGCGCAAUUAAGACAAAUAUAAAAAAUAGGAAUUUGGAAGAAUUAUUUUGUGUUUUAAUGUUAGUAUUAUUUACUAUUUAGCUAUAGAGUGGGGGGGGUUACAGUUAGGACCCACGGGUCUAUGAUAAAUCUACAGUUAAAACCCUAACCGAACUAUAAUCCUCUGUGCGUUACUAGUGGCCACUCUUGUAAGUAGGAAGUUAGGAAGGUAGGAUAUAGAGGGGAAUUUAAUUUAUAUCUGUAAACAACGAUCAAUCAUUGCUUACGAAAAACAAUUAUGAGCGGAGUUUGGUCAUUAGUAUUGCUUUAUUAACAAUGUUUUUACCAAUGAUUACCUUAUUUUUAAUCUUUCAAUUUUUUUAAGCUAAAGAAACAGUUUUUCCUCAUUAUUUCCGAAAAUUAAUAAGCAUUUCAAAAAAUUACCUUUUUGAAGUACAAACCAGAGUCAAAAUGCAACAAAAAAGAUAUUUUGUCAUAUUUUGAUUUCUAAAAAUUUCUAAGAAAAAAGUUGUUUACAGACAGAAAAAAAAUACACAUCAUAGUAAAACAAAUAGAUUCUUCGUUCCUAAAAAAGGAAUUUAAUAAUACUUGUAUAUUCUAAAAUGUAAAAUAACAAAAACAGAUUUAACAGUACUAAAUCGGAAACAAAUCGUCCAUACUAAAAUUUAUAAGUAAAGGCUUAAAAAUGCCCAUUACUAUCGUAGCUACUGUGUCUUCAAGCAACGGUUUGAUUUCCUGCAUUAGGUCCCUCCAAUUCUCGUUUAUGAACCGAUUAGUUUGAUCACCUAUUAUACACAAAAUUAACGAUUUUCCAAAAAAUGUUUGAAUUAUAAUUUAAAAUGUUUACCUAAUUCUUUAUUACCAUUGAACAAAUUAUUGAAACGUAAUUUUACUGCACCAAUUAUCAAACUCACUUUAUUUUCUUUAAUUUCUAUAAAAGUUUUGUUGUUUUUUUUUUCGAGAUAUUCUAAUCCAAUUUUAACUUUUGUUUGUAUAUUAGCUACAAAAAAAGUAUCAAAUAAAACUUAUUUGUUAAAUUAAUGUAAUAAAUUAAAUAAUUUUAUAAUCACACUCAUAACAAAAAAAGUUUCUGAACUAUUCAAAUUUAAAAAUAUAAUUUUGAAUAAAAUUUUCAUUAUAUGGAUUCCGUUUAAUUGAAUAGAAAUUACCCAUCAUACUUUUAAAAAUACUUACUGAAAUUUCCAACAAACUUGCCGUUUCCUUUAAUAGGUAGUAAUAAUAUUUGUCCAUUGACCUCGUAUUUGGAUUCAAUUCUGAACGACGGAAAAUAUAAAUCAAUUUCCAUAGAUUUUUUUUUUAAAUCAGCUCUAUAAAAAAUAUGAUUUACUACAUUUUUUAAUUUGAAACAAUAAGUACCUACCCCGAAUAUUAUAAUAUUAUAUAUAUGUGAAUUAUAUCCUGUAUUUGAUUUCAUGUAAUUUAUUUAAAAUAACAAUUUUAUAUGUCACGCAUAUCUAUGUUGUCAUUCUUUUAUUAUUUAAAAUAAUACAUUUAUUGUUUUUUCUACAACUCCAGUUAUUUUAGUCAUUAGUAAAGUUUACAUAACAAAGCUAAUUUAAAACAUUUAAUAUCCUUUAAAAAUUGAUACACACAGUCUGUCCCACGAAAAUAUACCUUGAAUAUCUUUGGAGAAAAUAGAGAUAAUCAAAUUCUGUUUUUUUAUAUUAUUCACAGGGUUGAGGACUACAAAUAUUUAUAUAUGAAUUUAAUUUUUUUGUUUUUAGUACAGAUAUAAAAUACUAGAUAGCUAACUUGUCUACAUCAGGAUAUGAAGUGUUGAAGUCAGCCACCAUAUGUAUGUGGGUCAAUGUUUACAUAAUUGUCUUAUUAAUACAGUAUGAUAAUAUGACAAUAUUCGCACAGAAUAAAAUCGCAGUUUUUUAAUUUAUUUGUAUAAAAUGCGUUUUGAAUUUUAUCUACGUUUAGUUUUAAUAUUGUUCAUUAGUUUAAUGUUGUUUUUAGCUAUUAUAAUUGUAUGUAUUAUUACAUAAAUAUUCUUUAUAAUAUAACAGGGUAUGUAGUUCGUAAAAUUUCAAAACAUAUUGAUUGUGUUAGUUGCAUCCAAUCACUACUUUUAAGUCAAACUUCUAUCAUAAUUAUCCUGUACCUCAGUUGUAUACUAAAUUAACUUCUUUAAAAAUCCUUAUUUUUAUCUUCCGAGAGUUCAUAUAAAGUAAUUAUAGAGGUAGAUAAAUACUAUUUAUAUUUAACUAUUAACUUAACUCAGAUCAAUGAAUUCAAUUUACAAAAAAAAAAUUUUUAUGUCAUUAAUAAAUUUGCGUUGGAUUUAAGUAUUUUUAUAUUUUUAUAUCUUGAAUUGUAAAAAUGUAGGUUAUUGUAAUCUUGUAAAACGAUUUUUAAGCAUUAGAUUGCAAUCAUACAGUAAGCAAUUGUCUAGUAACAUUUUAAACACGGCCAAUCAAAGACAGAAAUUAACAAAAACAAUAUUAUUUUAUAACCAGUAAUGCAUAUUAGUUUAAUAAUAAUAUGUAUUGUAUUUUGUAUUACAUGUUUAAUACUAGGUAUUUUUAGCCAUUAUAUUAUGCAAUAAUUUUACUUUGGUUUGUAAUGCUGUUGUUAUUUAAUAAAAUAUAAAAAAUAUACAUUUCUAUUAAAAAUGUUGUUUUUAAUGACAAGGACUACACAUAAUAUCCAUAUUUCAUAACCAGAUAUAAACGUAUUUUGACCAUCAGAUUGUUAUCAUGUUGUAUUGAUAAGACAAUUAUGUAGACAUUGGUCUACACGCAUAUGUCAGCUAACUUCAAUUUUCGAUAUCUUGUUCGUUAUCUAGUAUUUUCUAUCUGUGGUUUUUAGUAAAAAAUUAAAAAAUAACUUUUGUUUUAAUAUUUAAAAAAAAUAAACUAUACAGAAUGGUUAUUACAACAAUUUCCGAAAAUAAUAAAACAAAGUUAUUUUUUAAAUUGUUUUGCUAAAACAAAAACAUUUAAUUCCAAUAUAAAUAUUUGUAAUCCUUAUCACUGUGAGUAAUACAAAAAAACAGAGUUUAAUUAUCUUAAUUUUCCCUAGAGAUAUUCAAGGGAUUAUUAUUAUUAUUUUUGCCUUUUUUAGACAUGGUAAAAUGUUCAAAAAAUUUAAGCCAUUUUUGAAGUAUUUAUAAGACAUUUUAAUUUUGAGAGUUUUGUACGUAAUAUUUAUUCGGUAGGUAUACUGUGGUAAAAUUGUUAGACUUGAACAGAAAUGUUUCACAAUUUAACAGAAGUUUAAUUAGCAGUCUUACUUUGUGGUAAAAAAAAAAUAUUAUAAAGAAAAUAUUAUGUGGAUCCUUCCCAGAAAAAUUCUUAAAUACGUCAAUGCUAAAUCGACCAACGAGUUAUAGUUGAUUUAUUGUUACUUUUACAGAUACACAUUAAAAUAUUAAACUAUCUAAAACAGUGAAUGCAUUCAUUUCCAUUAUCCAGGACAGCCUUUUAAUCUUUCAAUCUUUUUUCAAGCUAAAGAACCACUUUUUCCUUAUUAUCUCAAAUAGUAAAGAUAAUUUGGUACUUUCUGAUUCUGAAGUACCAACUUAAAUCAAAAUGUAACAAAAACAUAUUUCUUGUUAUGUUUUGAUUGGAGCAAGAUUUUAAGGAGAGAAAGUUUACAGACAGUUGUUUAUAGACAGAAAAAAAUACACUUCAUAGUAAAACCAAUAGAUCCCUCGCUUCACUCAGAAUUUAAAAAAUGCAUAAUCAUAAAGUAUCCAAUGGGUAGGUAAUUUAAAGCCUGAAUGAUAAAUUCUUUGAUUUUUUAUUUAAUUAUUUUUUUAUGUAAAAUUCAUAAUGCAUUUAAACUGUAAGUGUACUAUUAUAUACCAUAUUACCAAUAUAACUUGCAUAAUUUUCUGCACUUGAUAAUUUUUCGCUCCGUAACCUUUUAAAUUUGUAAAUAAGGCAGUAAAAUUCACCGAACCUUGACCUUGAUUUAAAGUUACAGACGGCACCGACAUUGGAUCUAAAGGUAAUAUCUGCAUUUCUGGCAUUCCUUUACUAGUAAACGGUCGAAGAGUUUCAAAUAUUUUUUUCAAACACUCGUUUAUAUUUGGGUCGUCUCGCUUGCAUGGUUUGAUAAAUGAAGCUAAAUAAAAAAUGGAUAGUAUUUUAGAAAUUAAGUUUUAAAUUUCGAAAUGAAUACGAUUAUGUAUAUUUAAUACUUACGCAUACGAAACUGACGACAGUCGUUUCCACUAAAAACACAUACACAUAAAAAUAAUAUUAUGUUUUUAUUAGUCAUAUCGAUUUUUAAUAAAGAGCUAGAUAAAUUCAAUCUUCGACGAUCAAUAGCUAACUAAUUUAUGUGAAAUAUUUUAUAUAGUAGCUGGGUACUUGAAUAUAUACGAUUAGCGACACUGAAUACCUAACAACCUUUUAUUUCCUCAAUAUAAUUAGGUAAAUGGUAAAACCUACAGAAUUUACCAGACAUCAGGUUUAUUGUCAAGGUCUUAACUUAAAAUUAUUACACUAGUUUAAGGAUAUUAGUGACUAAAAGGUUUUGUAAGUCAUUAUCUAUAUUUAACGCCCGAGGAAUAAAUAUGAAAACAUGUCAAUUAAAUAACCGAGUGUUUAAAUAAAUUAUGAAAACGAUUAUCAUUAUAAAGAUAUUCAAAAAAAAAAAAAACGUCCUAGGGUAAUGGGGACGGGUACAGUCAAUAUUAUAGAUAAUUUAAUGUAAACAACAAUAAACCAUUGCUUACGAAAAUUCGAUUCUGAGCGAUGUUCAGUUAAUGGUAAUGUUUUGUCAACAAUAUAUAUGUUAUUUUAUAGUUAAAUAGGUAAUUAAAUAAGUUUUAUAUAUUUUCUUUAAUAAUGUUUGUUUAAUGUUAUACUGAUUUUCUCAGUUUUCUACGUUUUUCCCGGUUUUUCAUAUUUGAUGAUAAAUCUCCUGAGAAGAUCGAAAAAUAAUCUCUUUAAAGUACUUCUCCAAUGAAAUUUUCUAUUAGAAAUAUUGCUGUCAUUAAAAGUUGGAGCAAAAUUGCUGGUAGAAAUGUUAUGCACAGAAAAAAAGUAGGCCGUUAUAUAUAGACCUCUUUUAAGUACCUUCCUACACCAAAUUUCUUUCAAAAAAGGCGCUACACUUAGAAAUCUGAGCUAGUCUUCUAGUAGAAAAGUUGUUAACAGAAAAAAAAAUAAAUUAACAAAUAAAUAUCUUUUUAAAACCAUAAACUUCUUCGCUCCACUCAGAAUCUAAAAAAGGAAUUUCUUGAACAAUAUUAAUGACAAUAAUAAUGUAUUUGGAAGCUAUAACUGCGUAUUAAAAUUAAUUUUAGAAUCGUAACUUACAAAUCUUGGUAAAAGAGAUUGAUUUAAGGACUAGAAUAGGAAGUUCCCGGGAAGGUCGAAAUGCUUUCUAACAGAAAUCACCAGGCAUCAAUGGGGAUCUAAACAGUCGGUUUUCGAGACUGUCUGUGCUGUUAUGGAGGCUGAAACGUAUUUGUUUUCACUUAAAAUAUUAUGACUCAUAAACAGUAUAUCUAGUAUAAUACGAGUAACUAUUAUGCACAUCAACAUUUUUAGAAAAUUAUUCUUUUUCAACUUUAUGUUAAAAAGUGGGGAGGUUGUUUCUUGAAAACAAAAUUGUAUACUCAUUCAAGAUAUAAGGAGUAAGGAUAAAAUUUUUAAAAUAGUGUUAAAGAAAACAAAGCUCACACAAUUCCACAUUGAUUAAAAAGAAAACAGAAAUUAAUUUUUUUCUAAGAAAAUUGUUGUAUUAUGAUAAAAGAACCACUCUGUAUAUAUAAUAAAUGAUAUAAUAUGCAUAUUGUAUACGUAUAUUCUAAAUUAGCGUAUUAUCGUUUAUAAAGAAACAUAUAAACAAAAUGUAUUGUAACGUAUUAUGUAUUGUGUAACGUAUUAUAGUACAUUGAUAUACAUAACACAUAUUAUAGUAUACCUUUUUAAACGCGGAAAACUAAAAUUGUUUGUAUAUACAAUCAUUGUUGCGUACAAAACAAUUUCCCAUAUUUAGAUUUAGUAUGUACCUUGUUUUAUUAUUUUAGUUGAUUAUUUUAGUGUCUUCACUUCAGUUUAGUGUUUGAAACAGAUUAAGCAGAUUUGAGGCAGUGCCUACACACCUUAACAUAGAUAUUAAGUAUUAGAAAAAAUGACAAGUACUAGUUAUAGUUUAUGUUUUUUGGCACUUUUAAUUUUUACAAGCAAUAUACGUUCCGAAAAUGAAUUAAUCAGCCAUACGCAAUUGAAGAAGCUUCGUACGUUAAACUAUAAAGAUAAUAUAAUAGUAAUAUAUAAAGUUUAACAUUAUUUUUUUCAGAUAAUAUGUUACGGACGUGUCACCGGAGUGAUCCGAAUCUGAACGAUUGUUUAAAAAAAGCCAUUGAGGAUCUCAGGCCUUAUCUCGCUGAAGGUAAUACAUUUUUUUUUUUGUAAUUCUUUUAAAUUUUAUGGAUGAAUUUAAAUAUUCUGCCACAUUAUUGGCUAGACUAUAAUCAGUAGUUUGUUAUUAUCUAACCAGUUUUAAGUACUAUAGAGUAUACUGUCCAUUAUAAUUAUUUAUUCAUCAAUUUUACUAUGUAAAUUUAGUCGAACAUAUUAUGUUAAAACUAUUAAAAGAAAUUAAUUUUGAUUUUCACUCUAUUAUACAAUAUUAUACUCACAGAAUAACAUAAUAUAUCUAUAUGUUUUAUUAAAAUUAAAUUAUCCCUUGAAGUACUUUCUGUAAAACGUCAUGUAUAAAAUUAAAUAUUAAAAAGUAUUUUUUCAUAGAUCUUAAACUAUACCCAUAAAAGUGUAUGCAUUAACAUUUGAAAUGUAGGAUUGUUCUACAUAAAAUUUAAAGCGUUGUUGCAUGUAGGACAAAUAAAUAAAUGUACAUUAUCCCCCCUAUGUAGGACGGUUGGCAACCUUACCUAUAACCCUUUGCGAUUUGGUUUUUAUUCUGUUUUAUUCAUAUCAGGAAUCCCGGAAUUGUUUAUUCCCUCUUGCGAACCACUAUAUAUACCCGAAAUUGUAAUGAAUCAAGGAAACAAAGGUAGCGUCAGUGUACAAUCAAUUUAUCGAAAUAUUCGAGUGUAUGGACCAAGUCAAUUUGUAUUGAAGAGUGUUAAGUAAGUUCAAAAUAUACAUUUGAAAAUAAUAUAUCAUCAUUUUGUAUGUAAAAUAUUUUUAAAAUAAUAGAAUUUUUAUUAUAUAAAUUAUAAAUGGGUAUUUAAUAUAGACAUACCGUUUAGAAAAACUAAACAUACUUUUUAAAAUUGAUGUUCGGAAAAUAAUGUACAUAUAAUUGCUACUCAGUAUCUGUGCGUGAAUAAAAUGUAAGGGGAGACUUAACUUUUGUGUAACUUUUGGUUAUUUAUAUAAUAUAUUUUUACUUGCGAUAUUAGUAUUUAUUCAAUGGCGUAUCCGAUUAACUUAGCUUAGAUUAAUUUAGUUUUAGAUUCCGAGCAUAGCGAGGGAGUUAAUGGUUUUACAAUGCUGUUUAUUUCUUUUUUCUUCUUCUUCUAGUCUGUGGACACUUUUUUUCUUGUAAACUUGCUUCGAUUUUUACGUGUAGCAACUUUUUUGAAAGCUCAAGUUAUCUAAAUGGUACAUUAGAGAGGUCGUUGAUUUUCAACGUCAUUUUUCGAUUAAAAAUACUUAAAUGGGAAAAAACGUAGGAAAACGUAAAAUUGUAUUGCUUUAUAAAAAACGGAUGACGUUUUCUACCAGAAAAAAUGAUUUAAUUGAAAAAUCACUAGACAACUUCUUUAUUGUCUUUUUGAUUUUUUUUUUUCUUAUGGUAUCAUCGCCAAAAUUGUUGAACCACUUUUGAGCUUUUAAGGAAUUUUAAUUUUUGGAAGUUUUUUGCUGUAAUUCAGUUAUAAAUACAUGUAGAGACUUGAAAAUUGUUAACAAUACUUAUAUUGGACUUACCUAGGCGUGAUAAAAUUUUCAAAAUCAUCGGACGACUAAACGAAAAUCGCAAAAAAAAAUUACGGCACUUCAAUUAUGUAUUACUGAAUUGCGCUUGGAAUCGUUUUUCGUCAAGCAAUGGUUUAUCGCUGCUUACAAAUAUAAAUGUAAUAACCUUAUAAAUCCUACCUUUCCAACUUCUCACCUACAAUAGUGGCUGCACCCGUCCCCAGUAUCAGCUAUUUUUUAAAUUUACAUCCUUCAUCAUACAUAAAUGAAUGAAAUUUGUUGUCAAUUGUAUGUAAUGUACAAUGUUUUAAUUCUAUAUUAUUAUUUUUUAAUAAAAAAACGCGGGAAGUUUACGACGCAUAUGUACACAAUAAAUACGGAAUAACGUGUCACCCGGUGGUAGAGACUAUUUUUUUAUAAAAUUGUUUUAUUAUUUUUUAUAGUCUCAUGGACUCCAUACAAAAAUCAUUAUCGCUGUGAUUCCGCCCCACCGCUGAACUUUUAUUUACCACUUAUCUAUUAAAACAGAGAUUGUCGAUCGACCGUCUCAUUCGUUUUACGACCGUGUCGUCUGUCGUAAUCGCUAAUUCUGAAAAUACCUCAGAACGUAUAUGCAGUAAUUCAUACCUCUACACACGACACGAUGGAGAUAAUAUUUAUGUAUACAUACAAUAAACAAUAUAAUAAAUAUAUAUAUAGUAAAUAUAGGUGACAAAAGUAGAUUUUCACAUACAUUACACUAAUAAUCGAAAAUAUUUUUAAAAACAUUACAUAUUUUUGUAAUGUUAUAAUUAUUGGGGAGACGCCACCUUAAAGUUUCUUCUGACGUAUUGCUCCUGUUGCUACUUAAACUUUAAAAUUUGUCUACUAAAUACUACUAAAAAUAAAUUAAAAAAUAUAAAACUUCCAAAUAGAUAACAAUUCGAAUAAACAUGUUUUGUUUCAAAAGUAAGAACCUUCAUAUUAAAAAAUAUUUUCGUUAAGUGGUUUAUUUUGACAAAAAUUAAUUUAAUAUUUUAUUUUCUUUUUACAUUAUUUUUUUUUUUUACUGGAGACCAGCGUUUCUUAACCUGUAGUACGCGUACCACUAGUGGUACUUGGAUAGCUCAUAAGUGGUACGUGAAGAAAUUUUUUGAUAAAUGAAAAAAAAAAGUUAUAGUACAGUUUAUUAAUCCGAAAAUAUUAAUAAAAAUAAUAACCAAACAUAUUUAAUUUUACUUUUGUGUAUGUAUUUUUGUAUUUAAUGGUUACAUAAUUAUGUAGAUUAAAUAAUAAAAAGCUCCAUACAUGUAAAAUAAAUUACACAUUUUACUUUUUGAUUAGUAAAAAAAAAAGUUGAAUAAUCGUAUCAAGUGAUACGUGAAAAAUGUCAAAAUGUGUUAAUGGUACGCGGAUAUAAAAAGGUUGAAAAAUGCUGUUGUAGACAUAUCCGUGAAGGUUGGCCUCCCGACUUUAUCCGAUCGAUUCGAAAAGUGUGCCAAUAUUUUGCAAAUUAAUUGCAAAUAAUUUUAAAUUGAUUUUUAGAAUUUGCAAAUCAACACUUUUUUUUCGCGAAUGUUUGAAAACAUUUUGAAUCAAAUAGUUCAUUCAUUAAUACCCAAUCAUUUUUUAAUUAAAAUUAUUUUUUAUGUCAUAGUGUAGUUUAUACGCGACUAGUUUUAAGCAUAGUAAUCAUAAUUAAUUAUAAUAACAAUAUAGGUAGUAAGAACACGGCCAGAAAGAUAUGCCGAGAUGACAGAAUAGAAAUAGGUACUUAUCCUAUAUAACACAACAACGGUCACGAGAAAGGGGCUGUUCAAUUUCACAAGGUUUGAAGAACAGCAGUUGUGAGUGACGAUUGUUUGUUAAAAUCUAACUUGAAAAGUUAAUUUUCUGUAUUCAUUGUUAUUUUAUUUUACUUUAAACUAGGAUAAAACUAAAAUACACUAAGAAUAUUUUAGUGAUAUAUCCCACCGAGAUACGUUUGUGGCAAUGAACCACUUUUUCUAUAUAGUAGAACAGUAUUGUACUAAUAUCUCAUCCCAAUACUCGUUAUAAUGGUUAGUUGUUUCGCGGGUAAAGCGACUUAAGAGUUAUAUGGUAUAAAUCCUGAGAAUUUCUGAAUCAAGAUUUCUUUUGUGCAGUAUUCGUUAUCUUGGUCACCAAAAGAGUGGAUUGUUUUAGUUUCUUUGUCACAGGUAUCGAUAUUUACUCGUUUGACGGUCUGGGGAAUUUGAAAACCAAAAAUAUCUGUUGCACGCGUCAACCCUUUGCGUGGCGCAUACAACAAAGUAGCACGGCCCACUUUAACUAAAUAGUACUCGUUAUCGUGGUCAUUUAGUCCACAAAUCUAGAGUAGGUAACCAGUGUUUAGAACGUCGUGGCGCACAAGGAGUUACAUUUCCUUGGUCGUUCGGUUAGUAAAGCUGGUUACCGAAGGUUUUGGGGUUCGUUCAAAUACUUACGGCCGUAUGCGUCCAAUGUAAAACCUUGCGUACACGACAAUAGGCACAAGAAUGAUCAUCAAAACUAAUAGUCGUUUGUUGUUGUAGUUGGUCUAUUUAUAAUAAAAGACACUCAGGUUUUUAAUAUAAGUAUUAACUAAAACUACGGGUCUCUAUUAAUUUGCAAAAUAUUGGCAUACUUUUCGAAUCGAUCGGGCAAAUUUGGGGGGGGGGUUGUGUAAAGUUUGUCCUAAAAAGAUUUCGGGUUAUAAAACUGGAACGACUUAUUUGCAAAUUCUGAUAAUUAAUUUGCAAUUAUUUGCAAUUAAUUUGCAAAAUAUUGACAUACUUUUCGAAUCGAUCGGAUAUAAUCGGGGGGCCAACUUCACGGACAUGCUGUGGUCUAUUUAUAUUAUAAUAAAUUAAUCGUGAAAAGUGUUAAUAAUAUUAAAUAUUUUCAUAUUAUAUUGCAGAGUGGAUAUGGAAAAAGAAAGACUUCAAAUUAAAGUAUGGUUACCUUUUUUGCAUAUGACGGCCAAUUAUUCGAUUGAAGGCAGAAUUCUCAUGUUACCCAUUUCUGGAGCUGGCCUAAGUGAAGGAAAUUACAGUAAGGCGUUUUAAAUAUGUUCUUGUCGGAUUUUAAUUCGUUUUCCUCAUAAUUUUAGAUUCUGAGUGAAGCGAGAAAUCUAUGGUUUCACUAUAUUUUAUUAUGAUGUGUGUGUAUUUUGUAAAAUUUUAAAUUCAAAUUUAAAGUUUUUUUUUUGUCUGUAAACUUCGCUCCGAAUCGUUUUUUGUUAGGAAUGGUUUAUAAUUGUUUACAAGUAUGAAUUAAAUAACUAUGUAUCCCAACUUUCCCACUACCCACCUACAACAGUGGCCACACCCGUCCCCAGUAUUAGCUUUUAUUUUUUUAUUGAUUUUUUGUGCCUGUGAAUAACUUUUCAUCAGAGCAGAUAUCUUGCUCAAAUCUAAAAACGACAAGAGAGCUUUUUUGUAGCAUCCAAAAUAUCGUUGGUGCCUUGGCUAGGUUUGUUUCAAUUUGUUUAUAGUUUAUUGUUUAUAGUUUUCUUAUUAGCAGGGAAAAAGUGUAGAAAAAACGGGAAAGUUUACGGAAUAACGGUUUUAUUAUUUUUGAUUUUGGUUUUGAUUUUUUUUUGUAAUUCAGUUAAAAAUAAUCCAAAGAAUUUGUAAAAAAUACUUAUUAUGUCCUUUUCUAGACUUAGAAUAUUUUUACAAUAUUCUGAUGAUUUUUUAGCUAUUUAUAAGCUAUUUAUAUAUUAUAUAUAAUAUUAUAUCUUUUAGUUAUGUAUAUCUGUAACAUAAAUUUCACUACUGAAAUUUUAUUUUUUUUACAAGAUAGAUAUACAAUUAUAUAUAUUUAUAGAUGUCAGUCUUGUAAAGUAUUUGAGUAAAUAUAUUUAAAUAAAUGUAUUUAAAUUCUAUCUUGGAUGUAUUUGUAUUUGAAUUUCAAAUACUUCUAUGUAUAUACUUUUCUUAAUCUAUUUAGAAUUUAAAAUCCCGUAUGGUUAUUUAAUAUUUUAAGUUAUAAAAUAAUAGGUUAAUUAUAGUUUAUAUUUCGUGGUUAGGAUCUUAUGAUAUCGUAUUCGUUAUAAACUUAGUAGAACGAAGUAAAACAAACGCAAAUUGACAGUGUACCUAAUGACGAGCAUUUGAUAAGCAUUUGACAUGUAGUUUUUGUAGUUUUAUUUGGAUAAAAUUGUGUUGAUGGAUCAUACAUUUUUAAAAAUUUAAUACAAGGUUCAUUAUAAGUUUUACUUUUUAUUUAAAAGAAAAAUAAUAUAGUAAUUAUAUUUAUAGACAACUUUAAGGUUAAAUUUUGAGGAAACUCAUACAAAUUACGACAUUUUAAAAUAUGUUUAACCGAACUUCGCUCAGAAUUGUACUUCGUCAGCAAUGAUUUAUCGUUGCGCACAGGUAUAUAUUAAAUAAUAAUAUGUAUCUUACCUUCCCAACUUCCCACCUACAACGUUUCCACACUUAUCAGUAAUAUCAGCUCUUUUUUUUUGUUUUAGCUAACAUUGCGGCAAAUGCUCUAGUCCAAGGUAACACUAUUAUAGUAAACGGCAAAAAACACUUUAAUGUCCAAGAUGUAGCCAUUGAUUUUCAAAUUGGCCAUGCAAGUAUUUAUCUUAGUGAUUUGUUCGAAGGCGACAGUGAACUAGGUAAUGAUUUAUUGGUUUAUUAUAUAAUAUUGUAUUUGUAUUUUACAUAUAAUAUUAUGUAUACCUGUAACAUAAAUUUCACUACUGAAAUUCUAUUUUUUUUUUUACAAUAUAAAUAGAUAUACAGUUAUAUAUAUUUAUAGAUGUCAGUCUUGUAAAGUAUUUGAGUAAAUAUAUUUAAAUAAAUGUAUUUAAAUGCUAUCUUGGAUGUAUUUGUAUUUGAAUUUCAAAUACUUCCAUGUAUAUAAUUUUCUUAAUCCAAGAAUUCAAAAUCCCGUAUGGUUAUUUAAUAUUUUAAGUAAUAAAAUAAUAGGUAAAUUAUAAUUUAUAUUUCGUGGUUAGGAUCUUGUAAUAUCGUAUUCGUUAUAAAUCUAGUAGAACAAAGUCAAACAAACGCAAAUUGACAAUGUACCUAGUGACGAAUGAGACAGAAAUUAAACUACUAUGGGAGGCUUACAACAAACAUUUUCAUAUUAACACUUUGAAAAAACUAUGCUGCUAUACAGCAAUACAACAUUUUGAGAAUGAUUUUAAAUCCUAUUUCAUUAACAUUUGUUUAAUUCUCUUAAAGUAUUAAACUGUUUCAGAAUUAAUAUACAGCACAUUUUAGAUUCUGAGUGGAGUGAAAAAGCUUAUAAUUUAUAAAGAUGUAUUUUUUUUUAUCUGUGAACAACUUUUCUACCAGCAACUUGCUCAGAUUGUUAAUACAUUUUUAAGUGAAGCACUUUUUCUGAAAGGAAAUCGGCGUGGGGAGGUACUUAAGGGUGGUCAUUUUUCGAUUUUCUCAAGAGUUUUGUCAUCAAAUAAAAAAAACCGAAAAAAAACAAGAAAAUGUACGAAACAUAAUAAAUAUAAUCUUACGAUUUUUCUUUUUUGUUGACAACUUUUUUACUAGCAAUUUUGCUCCAAAUUUUAAUGAUUGUUAUGUUUCUAAAUGAAAAUUUCACUAAAGAGGUACUUUAAAAAUGGGAAACUAUAAGAAAUGUAGAUAAUUAGUUAAAAUAUAUUACGGCCUUUUUUUCUGUGUACAACUUUUGUGCCAGCAAUUCGCUCCAAUUUUUAAUGAUAGCAAUGUUUCUAAAAGGAAGUUUCACUAGAGAGGUACAUUAAAUAGGUUAUUUUUCGAUUUUCCCAAGAGUUUUCCCAGCAAAUGUGAAAAACCGGAAAAAUCGUAGGAAAACUGGGAAAAUUGAUACAAAAUUAAACAAAUAUUAUUAAAAGAAAAUAUAUAAAGGCUAUUUAAUUAUUUUACUACAAAAUGACAUAUAUAUAUUGUUGAAAAAGCAUCACUGUCAACUGAACUAUACUCAGAAUCGUUUUUACGUAAGCAAGGUUUAUCGUUGCUUACAGAUAUUUUUAACAAAUUUAUUUUCUCCGUACUUAUUCAAUACAAUUUUUAUUAGGUGAAGCAAUGAACACGUUCUUGAAUGAUAAUUGGAGACACGUCGCGCAAGAGUUCAAACCUAUACUUGAAGAAACGAUCGGUGAUCUGUUCAAAAAAUUCGCCAAUAAAUUAUAUCAUAAAUAUCCAAUUGACGAUAUACUACCAAUAUAAAAAAUGAUUAUCUACUAUAAUAUAGUUAAUAUUUCAGAUUAAGUAUACGUAUAAAUAUUUGACAUGGAUUUUAUAUAAUAAUAAUUAUUUAUUUUUUCGGCCAAGUUACAAUUAUACACUUUUUUUUUACAGUAAUUUUGGCCUUAUUCAUCAC